GCAAGGUAAAAUAAAAUAGUGCAUGUUUUUUCUACAGUAACUCCCAUUUCCCCUAUACCCAUCUCUUCAAUCUUUCUCCAUCGGCAGUUUGACCCAUUUCCCCCUCUCCCGAUAAUGUGCGAGGACUCUCUUCAUCUUCGGUGACGACCUUCCACUUUAUUCCAUCGACAUCUUUCAUCUCGACAGUCGUUCACCCUGUUCCAGCCCUCCAUCGACAACUUUCUUCUCAACCCCACUUUCUAACUCAAGGACACGGGAUGAGUCUCACAGUUCACUGAAACCGUAAGGUGUUUUAGCUGCCCAACCGAACAAUACCCAUCAUCAAAAGAAGCUCAGAUUUGGGUCCAAUGGUGAGUUUAAGAUACAACAAGUGGACUUUCUGUGGUGGAAAUUUACAUUGAACAAUACCCAUCAACCGACUUAUUUACAGUGAAAAGCACAGGUGGAAAUUUAGAAGACUCUGACUUGGGGAUAAGCAAAAGGGGUCUAAAACAGCUGCAUGAGAUGUUUAAUUCAGAAGGAGCAAUGCAGUGCCUAAGUUGAGAUGUUUAGUCCAACAACUUGAAAUCAAAGAGCAUGGAUAUCCUAGGAUCGUCUCCUUUUGAUAAGCCAUCCACAUAUUCUGAAAGUUUAGGUCGACUUUCAAAGCUUGACUCCCAUAGCAAUUCAUAUGCAUUUGAAUCUUCAAUGAGUUCAGUUUCUGAUAGUAUCGUGAGUGACCUGCCAAAACCAUCUGUAUAUGAAAAUGGCAUGGAGAGGAAACAUGAUUUUUACUUACCUAAGCAUAAUGAAGACUUUACAGCUCUGGAACAGCAUAUUGAGGAUUUGACACAAGAAAAAUUCUCCUUGCAACGUGCACUUGAGGCCUCUCGCGCUUUAGCAGAGUCAUUGGCUUCUGAAAAUUCUUCUCUUACAGACACAUAUAACCAACAGCGGGGUGUUGUUGAUCAACUAAAAUCUGACAUGGAAAAGUUACAGGAGGAAAUCAAGGCCCAAUUGGCACUUAGACUGAGAUCUAGUGAGCUAAAGCUUGAGAGGCAAUUGGAGAACUCACAAGCUGAAAUCUCUUCAUAUGAAAAGAAAUUGUCUAGCAUAGAGAGGGAUCGUAUGGACUUGCGGUCAACUAUUGAUGCUCUUCAAGAAGAGAAAAAGCUGUUGCAGUCCAAGUUACGCAAAGCUUCCACUGGUGGAAAAUCCGUUGAUGUUACCCAGAGUAGUACACAUAAGAAAGAUGAAUCUACUUCUACCGAAGAUUUAGAAAAUGAAGAUACCAUUACCAAUACCUCGAAUCAGGAAGUGCAGGAUACAUCUUUUAUUGGAAUUGAUGCCUCCAAUUUUUCAAUGUUGCCUGACAAUGGCUAUUCAAAUAUACCUCCUGAUCAGAUGAGAAUGAUUCAAAACAUUAAUGCAUUAAUUGUAGAGUUGGCUAUGGAGAAGGAAGAGUUGGUUCAAACUUUGGCGUCUGAGUCAUCUCAUUGUUCUCAGUUGAAGGAGUUGAACUAUGAGUUGACCCGAAAACUUGAAGCUCAGACUCAGAGAUUAGAGUUUUUGACUGCUCGAAGUAUGGCUAAUGAGAAUAUCUCUGCAAGACAACCUGAGGAUGUCCGUGAGAGCAUUCAAUAUGCUGAUGAAGGUGACGAGUAUGGAAGAGGCAAAAAGAAAAUUUAUGCUUGUAGCACAACAACUUGCACAGGCUUUCAAGCUGUAAUGACCGAAGAAGAGUCAGAGAAGUUUAAUGGAACUGAUGUAGUGCUAUGAAUGUAUGGCCUGGUUGAGACAAGCAAUGCUUUCAGGGCUUUAUACAAGGCAUUCUAACAUCAUCUGAACAGGUGGGCUUUUUAUUUCCCUUGUGCACACUAUAAAUGAUUAAUGGAAAGAUUGUAGUACUUUUAUUACUACAAAUUUUAUCUGUUAAGUGGUAGCUGCUAGAUCUGUUAUGAUUUUCUAUGAAUCUGUUAGUCUUACUCUAAUUUUUAGCUCAUUAUAAGUGAUGUAUUCUCUUUUUCUAUUUAACAUUUCAAUAAAGUUCAGUUCAUUCAUUCUCUAUCCUCUCUAAUUUUCUCAUUCACUUUCAUUUCUGAAUUUAACUGUUUGUUUUGUGGGAAAUUCAUAUGCUUAGAUUUUUCUUUCUUAAUAAGCUCAUAUGACCAUGUUAGAAGACGAACUACCAACAAAAAGAUGACUUUCAUCAACCCUUGUCAAGGUAUAAAGAAGAAAGUCUUCUGUUGUGCUUUAGAAUUAUGCACGAACUACCAACAAAAAGAUGACUUUCAUCAGCCCUUGUCAAGGUAUAUUGAGAUGAUUUCUUUGAAGCAAUUCUUGACAACAUUUGUAGUUGAGGUCUUUAGAAUGGAAAAAUGUAUUUCACUAAUUUUUGUAUACAUUUCUUGUUUUGUAUUUAGUGAUAAAGGAAUUUGAAUUGGGCAUAAAUUAUGUUGUAAUAUGAUUUCUUAAGCGUAGACUAGUAGACUAAAUAUUGUAAUUACAUUUGAGUAAUUAAUAAAAAUCUAUUUAUGUUA
Molecule: messenger RNA, 2519 nt
Organism: Humulus lupulus (European hop)
Lineage: Eukaryota; Viridiplantae; Streptophyta; Magnoliopsida; Rosales; Cannabaceae
Product: protein BLISTER-like
Exons: 13
Coding region: 577-1758 (393 amino acids)
Biological process (GO): regulation of growth
Source: RefSeq, a predicted model, not a curated record